CCCCCAUCGCCCCCCCCAGCCCCAAGCCCGGCUCCCCGGGGGGGGUCCCCACCGCUCCUCGCCCCCCGCCCCGGCCGGGCUGCGGUUCCCCGGCGCGUCCCGGAGGCGGUGGCGGGGCCGUCCCGUGCCGUGCCGUGCCGAGCCGGUCGGUGCCGUGCGAGCGCCCCUUUUGCUUUUGCUUUCUGGGUCCAGCGGGGCGAGAGCGGGGAGCGGCGGGGAGGGGACGGGACGGGACGGGACGGGACGGGAGCGGCGGCCGUCGGGGGCCGAGCGGGGCGGUGAGGCGGGCAGGACGGGUGCUUUGCAACGCUUCGGCCCCUAUUGUUCGGCCGCCCCGGGAGGCUGCUCCUCGGAGAGGCGUCCGCUUUUGCAGGGAGCUCUCCCUCCCCGCGCUGUAAAUAUCUCAACAGAUGCUCGGCUCGCUCCUAAUCAGCUCGGUUCCUCGGCGGCCAGCGCGGCGGCAGCGGCAGCGGAGCGGCAGCAGGGAAUUAGCGCCGGUUCUGCGGGCUCCCCGCAACAUUUGGCUCCUUUUUCCAGAAAGGAAAGAUGGAAAAGGGGAGGGAUCGCCCGUGAGGCUGACUGACGGUUUACAUAAUGAGCUUGCGAGGAUGCGAGGCAACUAUAUAAACAGCUCGGAGGGAAGCGAGUUUUCCAUUUACCGAGCGCUGUUCGCACCAGUCCAAGGAGGAGCGGUCCAACACUAAGCACUCCCCUUCGCGUCUCUCCCCAAACCCACCCGGCUUUGGAGUUUACAAAGGCGCCAGGAGCGGUCGGAGCUCGGGGGUUGGCUGCAGGAUUUCAUUCCCAGCAGGGGACGGUCUCACCCCACACCUGGAUUUUUACCUCCCGCUUUCUGCCGCUGCUCGGGGAAUACUGGCGAGGGCGGGUCGCGCUGCGAGGGGCGCCCACCCGGACCCUUUGAGGAAUACAGGAGGAAAGCUAAACCCUGGGAGAGCUGGAAGCGCCGCUUCCACGAGGAUGACAGCCUUGCGCAGCUUUGGCUUGACGUUUCUGUUAAUGGUUUUGCAGCAGGGGGUGGCCGGCUCCGGCGUCUUCCAGCUGGAGCUGCACGAGUUCGUCAACAGCCACGGGUCGCUGGCCAGCGGCAAGCCCUGCGCCCCGCACUGCAGGACCUUCUUUCGCGUGUGCCUCAAGCACUUCCAGGCGGUGGUCUCCCCGGGGCCCUGCACUUUCGGCAGCAUCAUCACCCCGGUUCUGGGGACGAACUCCUUCAGCGUCAAGGACACGGAGAAAUUUGACAGCCCCAUCAAGCUGCCCUUUAACUUCACGUGGCCGGGAACCUUCUCGCUCAUCAUCCAGGCCUGGCACGCUCCCGCCAACUACCUGCCGCAAGGCUCCCAGCUGCCGUCCGAGGACUGGCUCAUCAGCCAGAUGGCGAUCCAGCGGUCGCUGGCGGUGGGCGAGGACUGGUCGCAGGACGUGCAGAAGGGCCCGCUGACCCAGCUGCGCUACUCCUACCGGGUGGUCUGCAGCGAGAACUACUACGGGGACAGCUGCUCGCGCCUCUGCAAGCGCCGUGAUGACCGCUUCGGCCACUACGUCUGCGAGGCUGAUGGCAGCCUGGCCUGCCUGCCCGGCUGGACCGGAGAGUACUGCACCGAGCCCAUCUGUCUGUCUGGAUGUACUGAACAGAAUGGAUAUUGCAACAAGCCAGGAGAGUGCAUCUGUCGUCCUGGCUGGCAAGGCCGCUACUGCGAUGAAUGCAUUCCCCACAUAGGCUGCCGCCACGGGACCUGUAAAACACAGUGGCAGUGCAUUUGUGACGAAGGAUGGGGUGGCCUCUUCUGUGAUCAAGAUCUGAACUACUGUACUCACCACAAACCGUGCAAAAAUGGAGCAACUUGCAUGAACACCGGCCAGGGCAGCUAUACGUGUUCGUGCAAACCUGGCUUUACCGGCGUUGACUGCGAACAUGAGAUCAGCGAGUGUGACAGCAAUCCCUGUAGGAACGGCGGUAGUUGCACGGAUCUGGAGAAUGGUUAUCACUGCCUCUGCCCCCCUGGCUACUACGGGACUCACUGUGAGCACAGCGCUUUGACGUGUAUCGAUUCUCCAUGCUUUAAUGGUGGCACAUGCUUGGAAAAAGAACAAGGGGCCAGCUACACUUGCGUUUGCCCUUUCGGCUUCACGGGGUCGAACUGCGAAAAAAAAGUAGACAGGUGCACAAGCAACCCAUGUGCAAAUGAUGGUAAUUGCUUUUACCUUGGUCAGAUUCACGUGUGUCGUUGUCGGCCUGGUUUCUCUGGUAAGAAAUGUGAGAUAAACAUCAAUGACUGUGCCAGGAACCCAUGUUCCAAUGGGGGAACUUGUCACGACCUGAUCAACGAUUACACCUGCACAUGUUUGCCAGGCUAUAGUGGCAGGAACUGUGACAUCAAAACCAGAGAUGAAUGUGCUUCUGGGCCAUGUGAGAAUGGAGGCACUUGCUACAGUGGACUUUAUAGUGCCAACUUUGUCUGCUACUGUCCUUCUGGCUUCAUGGGCAGCCGCUGUGAAUUACCAGUUUAUUCAGUGCCCAUUACACUUCCUCCUAAACCAGUCCCCUGGAUUGCCAUAUCCAUGGGAGUGGGGCUGGUGGCUUUGCUCAUACUGUUCUGCAUGAUAGCAAUGGUCAUCAGGCAGAUGAGGAUGCACCCAGAGCAGGACUUGGAGACGAUGAACAACCUGUCUGACUUCCAGAAGGACAAUCUCAUUCCAGCUUCCCAGCUCAAAAACACCAACAAAAAUAAAGACCUCGAAGUGGACUGUGGGUUGGAGAAGUCAAACUACAAACCCAAGAAUCAUAAAUUGGACUACAAUCUGGUAAAAGACCUAACAAGUAGAGGGACACAGGAAGAUAAAUAUUACAAAAGUGAAAAGUGUUUAGGAGACAAGUCUCCACUUCGACUACAUAGUGAAAAGCCGGAAUGUAGAAUAUCAGCGAUAUGCUCUCCAAGGGAUUCAAUGUACCAGUCCGUCUUUGUGAUAACAGAAGAAAGGAAUGAGUGCAUCAUAGCCACAGAGGUAUAAGACUGAAGAUCAGCCCAUUUGCACCUCAGAUUUGGUAAUGCCAGUAGAUGGACGUUCCUGCUGCAUUGUUUACAAUUCAGAACUGGAUUGGACUGUUUUUAAUUACAUGCAACUUGCUGCUCUCAGGCGGAGGAUGGAACUGGGUGAACUGGACAGACUGUGAAUUUACUGAAAGAUGCAAUACACCUUUUUGUUCUUACUGCCCUUGUUUGAAGUUUGAUACCAGAAAUCUCACUGGCUAUAGAAGAAGGGAGGCAGAGGGAAGAGAGAGGGGUUAAAAUGCUUAUGUUUUGACUUGCUUUUAAAAGAUAUUGAGGCCAGUUCCUCAUGGACAGACCUGUGGCUUUCCAGAACUCUGGUUAUGGGAGGUGCUGGUAGAGGAGGAGGCACUUAACUAUCACAGACGUUGCCACGGAAGGUGUGAAGAAAGACACAUUGCUAUGCAGAUAAUGGAUACAGUAUAAAUGAGGUCUCCAUUUUUUUUCCGGGUUUAAAAGUGCCUAAAAUGUGUCAAGAGAAUCUAACAAGCCCAAACAGAGACUUGACUGCUCCUUCUGCAGUUACCUGAACAGUAUUGGGCAGGGGUGAUUGACACUUCUUGCUACACAUCAGUUUGCGUCUCCUCUCUCCUGCUGCAUGUACUGGAGACAGUUUAAGGGGCAAGAGGAGGAAGGAAAGAGGGAUACUGAAUUUACGUCAUCUCAUUUGGUGAUGCUUUGGAGAACUGAUUGACCCAAGCCACAAUAUGGGACGGGAUUUUCAUGGAUUUAAGCAUCCAAGAAGGGAAAGUUGCGAUAAGGAAUGUCUACUGCCUGUUCCCUAUUGAUAAUGAGGAGAGACAUGAUCCCAGUUCUAUUUAAAGCCUUACAAAUGCGUUUUAAAUCAAUCAGCUCCUAGAACCUAAACAUGCUGAGCUGUCUCAGCUGUUUUCAUGCCCUUUGCACUACCAGUGAUUGUGAAUAGACAUUAUUUUUUUUCUUCUCCUUCCUCAUUCUCUCCCCCACCCCCUUAUUCUGACACAAAUUUGGGGGUUUAUAGCGUGUUUCUGAAUUAGCUGCCACCUACUGCAAAUAGUCUCAAAGUUGCAGCUGUUACUUUCUGAAGGAGAAGCAGCAGUGUCAUCCCUGUAUUUCUCUGUCUGGUUGCAGAUCUCUGCUUCUGUCCCUCACCCUGGUUCCAAAUGCCCAAUAGCAAAGCACCCACUGAGAGGCCCUCUGCCAAGACGGGUGGAGAUUAGAGUUAGAAGGUCCUAGGCUAGUCCUGUUCCUUUCUUACCCCCCACUUCUACAGGGAAAAGAGGAAGCCAGCCCCUGGAAAACAGAGGCCUGAAGAAGUGGGGCGGAAUGAGGAGGGAGGAAACAAAAUCUCUUCAAAGAAACCUGGACCGUGCUAUCUCUCGGACAGCAAUGUUCCUGCCCUUGUAAAGCCUGUUGUUGGACUAGCCCAUCUAAUGCCUUGACCUGUGCAGACAAGACUCUUCAUAAUGUCCACUACUGACCUUCUGCUCUGACUGUGUAGGACCAUUUUGAAGAUGACCUUCAGAAAUCAAUAAUAUGGGUUUUAGUUUGUCUGUUUGUAGUUUAUUUUGAAGACUAGUAUUUCAGUAAUUUAAAAAAAUCAGAAGCACUGAACUUUCUACGUUUUAUAACAUUAUUUUGUAUAUAAUGUAUAUUUAUAAUCAAAACAGAAGUGUAAAUAUGUUUAUUACUUCUCAUGUAAUGUUUUUAAUGUGAUGACAAAGUUUGAAUUUUAUUUUUUUUUUCAAGCAAUGAAAAUACUUUCCUGCUA
Messenger RNA from Anas platyrhynchos (mallard), 4818 nucleotides. RefSeq names its product delta like canonical Notch ligand 4 (gene DLL4). Gene Ontology annotation, cellular component: membrane. Gene Ontology annotation, molecular function: calcium ion binding. The record is from RefSeq and is a predicted model, not a curated record. Gene Ontology annotation, biological process: Notch signaling pathway; multicellular organism development; cell communication. Lineage: Eukaryota; Metazoa; Chordata; Aves; Anseriformes; Anatidae.